AUGCGGUGCGCUGAUAAAUCAGCCGAAAAGGCGGCUACACGCAUGCGUGCAGCCGCAUUUUGCACUUAUCUAGCCUCGGCAGCAGCUGAUCGUUCACCUGCUAUUGCAAGUGAGGAACAGGCAGUGCCUGUUGUGAAUAGUUCACGUGGUGAUUCAACACGUGCGACAGAUACAUCCGCUGCGUCUGCAGCUAGUACUGCGAAUUGCAAUGAAGAUGAGCCUGAACUGGAGCUCAUCUAUUCUGGUGAGUCGGAUGAUGCAUCCAACUCGCAGGCGACGCCUCACGCCUCCGGAUCACCCGGGGCGGACACUGCAAGAGCCAGGCUGACUGGCUCUGAUCAGCGCGGCGGUAUCAUGUCCGAGAUCUUCGGAUCGAGUGAUUAUUCCGAUGAAUAUCCGCCUCACGCGAGUCCGUCUAUCGAUAAGGCGCGUGGGAAUGGUGGUGAUGCACCCAUGCAUCACCACGAGCGAAGUAAUUCAAGGGACCGGGGUAACACUGGUGCCAGUGCUCAUGAUGGCACCAAUCAAGAGGCCAGGGACCAAAAUGUCCUGCGCCACGCUCCCCAAGCAAAGUCUCCGUGGAUGCCGCCAUCCAGAGAGUUGGACCGGUUGGCCGGCACGACUACCGAACGGGAUCGAAUUCCGUUGUUCGAUUGCAGGAAGAUUUGCCCACCUAUUUCAGCACAGAAACUAUCCGUGCUGAGGAAGAGUUCUUCACCGAUGCGUUCUUUAAACAUCGGUGGUACAAUGGUAGCCGUGUUCGGGACGGCAAAGCCUUGGUGCAGGGAUGGAAUGCCCUCAUCCACAGCAUAG
Molecule: messenger RNA, 813 nt
Organism: Peronospora matthiolae
Lineage: Eukaryota; Oomycota; Peronosporomycetes; Peronosporales; Peronosporaceae
Source: the annotation of a GenBank genome assembly